CCCAAAAGCUGUAGGGUUUGGUGGGUGUCUUGUACAUACCCCAAAUUGAAAUUUUCUCCAGAAAGAAAGGCGGAUAAGAUGGCCGAUCAAAUGGAGGUUGAAACAAAGUCCGGCGAGGGACCGGCUGCCGAGAACGGCGCCGGAAAGAGACACCGGGAGGAGGGAGGCGAGCAGGAGAAUGGUGAAAAUGGAGACUUCUUCAAGAAGACGAAGGUCCAGAACUCAGAGGAAGGGCAAAAAGUUGAAAUUUUGGAAGGAGACGCGAACGGUGACGGAGAGAAGAAGGAUGAUAAAUCCGGUCCGGUCACCGUCGGUCCCAAGACCUUCGGGUCAUCGGUUGAGAUGUUUGAUUAUUUCCAUAAGCUUCUUCAUACCUGGUCUACCAAUGUCAAUAUGAAUGAGUAUGAACACAGGGUGUUGCUUGAAUUGCUUAAUAAAGGCCAUGCAGAGUUCGCGAGAAAAAUUGGGGCUGGAGUCCGCGGAUUUCAAGUCCGUUUCCACCCAAAGUUUAAAAGCAGAUGCUACUUCAUUGUAAGGGAGGAUGGCUCUACUGAUGAUUUUAGCUUCAGAAAAUGUGUGGACAACAUACUGCCACUACCGGAAAACAUGGCAGUGAAAUCUGAUGUGAAUAAGGGUGGCCGUGGUCGUGGUGGUGGUGGUGGAAGACGGGGUGGGCGUGGCAGAGGAAAGUGGAGAAACUGAGUGGACCAAACAUGAUGAUCAACUUGUUUGAGUGUUCCCAUAUGUGAUGGUAGAUUCUUUUUUUACCAUUUACUUGCUUUUGAUGAUAAUUUUUGAACAACUUAAUAGUACUCUUAUGAUAGUGAUUUUUGAAUUCUAGUCAUUGUGUGCCUUUGUCUUUGAUUUUUCCUAUAUACCAUGCUUCUUUGGAGUAGUUCAUUUAUUAAGUAUCUCCAUUGAAUGUUAUGGACUGUAUCCAUGCACUUUGAUGGUUCACCCUGGCAAAUUUAGAUAAAGUUAUCUUUAUGUG
This is a messenger RNA of Cuscuta campestris, 991 nucleotides long. Lineage: Eukaryota; Viridiplantae; Streptophyta; Magnoliopsida; Solanales; Convolvulaceae. The record is from the annotation of a GenBank genome assembly.